Molecule: messenger RNA, 282 nt
Organism: Trypanosoma grayi
Lineage: Eukaryota; Euglenozoa; Kinetoplastea; Trypanosomatida; Trypanosomatidae
Exons: 1
Coding region: 1-282 (93 amino acids)
Source: RefSeq, a predicted model, not a curated record
AUGAUGGCGACAGUGUGCCGCGUUGUGUGUGUGUUGGCCGCUGCUCUCUGCUCCACGGCCUUGUGCGCGGCUGCUGCUGCUGCUGAUACUUCCGCUGCGCUUCUCACAGUUGGUGCAUCUGAUGUGUCGGCGAAGCAGACAGUCAUCACUGCAAAGACGGAGGCCGUGGAUGCAGCAAGUAAAGCUGAGACAGCAGCAAUUUCUUUUCAAGAUGCCCUGAGUGAAGUGCAGGCAGCGCAUGAGGCGGCCAAGAAGGCAGCAGAGGACGCAAGGGGUAUUUGA